Molecule: messenger RNA, 723 nt
Organism: Effrenium voratum
Lineage: Eukaryota; Dinophyceae; Suessiales; Symbiodiniaceae
Source: the annotation of a GenBank genome assembly
UUUUGACUUGGAACCUUCAGAAAGGUUUCGUGACUCCGCUAGUCCCCGGGGGGAUUGGCCGCCUUUCGCCCACGCCAUGGGAUGCGGCAGCAGUGCGGCGGCACCCAAAGCGGAGGUGGACUCUCCGAGUCCGGCAAGUCGGGUUGGAGAGGCGGAGCCGACGGCGGAACCGCCAAGGCACGACGAGGUCGCCGAGGUCGCCCAGAAGGGCGAAUCUGCUGCUUUGCCGCUGCUCUCCCGCGAGUCUGGAAUUGCCAGGAGUCUGCGCCCGGCGAUGGGGAUAGGUCCACUGAGGUGCCGGCCAGCCCGGAGCGAGAGGCCGAGAGGCCUGCCAGUCAAAUGUCCGGGGUGUCUGUGAUCGACGACACGGCCGACGACCUGGGACAAGAUCCAUCGCACCAAGCUAUGCUGCACGAGCUGGAGGGCAUUAUGUCCAGCAUGGAGGCGGAGCUACUUGACCCUUCCAGGAAGCACAACGAAUCGCCGGCGAGGUGUGAGCUGGACAAAGAUGACGAGGAGCUCCUGGUGGAACUUCUCGAGGACCUGAAAGAUCCACUGUGAAGGCGGCGCAGGUGCUCCCUGCGGACGCGCCAUUGUAAUGGUAGGUGCAUUGCCGGUGGAAUUUGCCAUCUUGUGCCGCCAGAAAAUUCGCGGAGACUCCGCGGGAAGAAAAGAGAGGCCAAACCGCGCCUUUCGGUAAGUGUCAGGCACCUUGGAUUGAAC